Molecule: messenger RNA, 3135 nt
Organism: Talaromyces amestolkiae
Lineage: Eukaryota; Fungi; Ascomycota; Eurotiomycetes; Eurotiales; Trichocomaceae
Exons: 3
Coding region: 1-3135 (1044 amino acids)
Biological process (GO): polyketide metabolic process; arabinan catabolic process; proteolysis
Cellular component (GO): plant-type cell wall
Molecular function (GO): xylan 1,4-beta-xylosidase activity; serine-type peptidase activity; alpha-L-arabinofuranosidase activity
Source: RefSeq, a predicted model, not a curated record
AUGAUGGCAGCCAAUUUGCGGCAGAGAAUGGACCGUUUUCUCGACUUCAUUAAUUCAGGCGAUGAGUCCAUUGGUCGGGAAGUUGUAUCCGAGUCCGCCGUCUUUCAUGUUCCUUUCUCGGAGCAACCAUUGACAGGGCUGGCUGGAUACAUGCAAAUUCUUGGGAUGAUGCGAUCAUCCUUCCCGGAUGUUCAAUGGUCGAUUGAUGAAACAGUCAUCGAAGGUGAUAAAGUUGUCGCGAAGUUCACUCUGAGCGGAACCCAUAAAGGGGAAUUUUUCGGGGUUCCCCCUACCGGGAGGAAGAUCCAAGCACGCGCGAUGAAUAUUUACCGAUUCUAUGAGGAUAAGAUUUUAGAAGAGACCGGGUUGCCCGAUAUCUUCGCUAUUAUGUUGCAGAUCGGAGCGAUAAAGCCUCCUCAGCCUCCUCAAUGUCACAAAGUCUGUGAUACUUCAUUGAGCAUUACCGAGCGAGUAAAAUCACUUGUUGAUUCUCUGACGUUGGAGGAGAAAAUCCUCAACGUUGUCGAUGCUUCAGCCGGAUCUGCACGCCUCGGUUUACCGCCACACGAAUGGUGCAAUGAAGCAACACACGGAGUUGGCUCUGCGCCGGGUGUUCAGUUUACCGAAAAACCCGCCAAUUUCAGUUAUGCCACCAGCUUCCCUGCACCGAUCUUGACAGCGGCCUCCUUUGACGAUGGUCUAGUGCGCAAAAUAGCCGGUGUUAUUGGCAAAGAAGGAAGGGCAUUUGCCAAUAACGGGUUCUCUGGCUUCGAUUUCUGGGCUCCAAACAUCAAUCCUUUCAGGGAUCCUCGGUGGGGAAGAGGACAAGAGACCCCCGGCGAGGAUACUUUUGUUGUGCAGAGCUAUAUCCGCAAUUUUAUCCCAGGGCUUCAGGGUAAUGAUCCCGAGGAAAAGCAGGUUAUUGCCACCUGCAAGCACUACGCCGUCUACGAUCUGGAGACGGGCCGAUAUGGCAAUGACUAUAACCCUAGUCAGCAGGACUUGGCCGACUAUUUCUUGGCUCCAUUCAAGACCUGCGUUCGGGACACGGGAGUUGGGAGCGUUAUGUGUGCGUACAAUGCAGUCGACGGCAUUCCAUCCUGUGCGAGCGAAUACCUCCUUGAACAGGUCCUAAGACAGCAGUGGAAUUUUACUGCAGACUAUAACUACGUGGUAUCUGACUGUGAUGCGGUCACCGAUAUCUGGAGAUACCACAAUUUUACCGACACCGAGGAAGCUGCUGCAUCCGUAGCUAUGAACGCUGGAACGGAUUUGGAAUGCGGCUCCUCGUAUCUCAAGCUGAAUGAAUCGCUUGCAGCGAGUCAAAUAACGGCCCGGAGUAUAGAUCGGUCAUUGACAAGGCUAUAUUCGGCAUUGUUCACCGUAGGCUUCUUUGACGGCGGAAAGUACAGUGGGUUGGAUUUCUCGGACGUUUCGACCCCCGAAGCUCAGGCCCUCGCUUACCAGGCAGCAGUUGAAGGCAUGACACUCCUCAAAAACGACCAGAAUCUUCUUCCUAUACGUUCUUCGCAUAAUUACAAGAGUAUUGCCCUAAUUGGGCCGUUUGCAAACGCUACGACUCAGAUGCAAGGCGAUUAUUCUGGUGUUCCGCCGUAUUUGAUUAGCCCAUUGCAAGCAUUUGAAACCCAUUCUGAGUGGGAGAUCAACUAUUCUGUGGGUACAGGAAUCAACAAUCAGAGCACUGCUGGAUUUGGUCCAGCUCUUGCAGCCGCGGAGAAGUCAGAUUUGACAAUUUACCUUGGUGGUAUUGACAAUUCCAUUGAGGCCGAAACACUCGACCGCACUUCCCUUACUUGGCCAGGAAACCAACUGGACAUGGUCACACAAUUAUCACAUCUUCACAAGCCUCUAAUUGUUGUCCAAUUUGGGGGCGGGCAGCUUGAUGAUAGCUCCCUUCUACAAAACGAGGGCGUCCAAGCUCUGGUUUGGGCAGGAUAUCCUAGUCAAAGUGGCGGCACUGCCUUGCUUGACGUGCUUACAGGCAAAAAGUCGAUCGCUGGCAGACUGCCAGUCACACAGUAUCCAGCAAGUUAUGCCGAUCAAGUGAGUAUUUUUGAUAUUAAUCUUCGCCCUGCUUUGAACGGUUCUUAUCCGGGAAGGACAUAUAAAUGGUAUACGGGGAAGCCUGUGAUACCGUUCGGGUACGGCCUGCAUUAUACUCACUUCGACUUUGAGUGGGAGCAGACUUUGGACCAUGGGUAUAAUAUUCAGAACCUCGUUGCCUCGUGCCGAUCCGACGGUCCUAUUAACGACACAUUCAUUUGGAUCAUCAUGAUCUUCACGGGUAUCGUGGGAACCCUGCUCUUCCAAUUUGCAAUGACCGUGAUGGGCGAGCAUUCAUCACCGAGCACUAUCUCUUCUGGAUGCGGAAAGGCAUUAACAUUGCAUAGCGGUACAUAUACAACCACUGUCAAUGGAAAACAACGCCAAUACACGCUGACGAUCCCCCAGGGCUACAAUCCAAGUGAGCCCUACAAGUUAAUGUUUGGUUACCACUGGCUUGGUGGGACAAUGCAGGAUGUCGUCAGUGGAUCAUACUACGGCAUAGAACCGCUUGCCGGAAACAGUGCCGUAUUUGUAGCUCCUCAGGGCUUAAAUAACGGGUGGGCAAACUCAGGAGGUGAAGAUAUAACAUUCACUGACCAGAUGUUGUCAACUCUCGAAAAUGCUCUUUGCAUUGAUAAGACUCAGGUCUAUUCUAUGGGCUGGAGUUACGGCGGUGCUAUGUCUUAUGCGCUAGCAUGCGCACGUCCUGAUGUCUUCCGCGCUGUUGCUGUCAUGUCCGGGGCAAAUCUAAGCGGCUGCAGCCCUGGCUCUCAGCCUGUGGCGUAUUAUGCACAGCACGGUGUCAGUGAUAGUGUCCUACCUUUCACUUUAGGCGAACAGAUAAGAGACACGUUUGUCAAGGACAAUGCCUGUACCGCCACAAAUCCUCCCGCGCCUGCUGCCGGCAGUGGUACCCACAUCAAAACAGAAUAUUCAGGGUGCUCAUCAGGCCACCCAGUGUGGUGGGUGGCCUUUGACGGGCCCCAUGAACCUCUGGCGACAGAUGCUGGCGCAAGUUCUUCUUGGACUCCAGGACAGAUAUGGAGUUUCUUCUCGCAAUUCUUUUAA